AUGGCCACCGAAAAGUCCGUUGGGGUUGAGCACUCCAACCUCGAAACCGUCCACCCUCCCGAUGCCAACGCCACGGCCAAGUCUGCCGUGAUCAACGACAACAUCUAUGAACACCAGCAGACUGUCCUGCAGGUCAUCCGCAGUCAUCCAGCCCUAAUCUGGUGGGCCUUUUUCUUCAGCGUCAGCGCGAUCGGAUGGGGAUAUGACGCCCAGGUCAACGGCGCCGUGCUCGGAAUCCCUUCGUUCCGACGGGACUUUGGCGAAGAGUACGAGGAAGGCUUUGUCGUUCCUGCGCCCUGGCUCAGCGCCUUCAACUCGAUUUCGUCCGUCGGCAUGUUCUUUGGCGGUUUUCUUUGCAGUAUCUUCGCCGACCGGUUUGGUAGGAGAUUGGCCCUGGCGGUUGGUGUCGUCAUCUCGUGUGCAGGCAUCUUUGGAGAGCUCUUCUCGACUGCCCGCGUUGCCUUUCUCAUCAGCAAGUUGAUUCUGGGUGUCGGGUUGGGCUUCUACCUGACUAUUGGGCCCUUGUACUCUUCCGAGGUCUCUCCAGUGGUUCUGCGCGGUAUCACAACAGCCGGUGUCAAUCUUGGAAUCGUGAUCGGGCAGCUGCUCUCCAACGCCGCCAUCAAAGGGUUCGGUGAUCGAGGCGACCGCUGGGCCUACCGAGGCCCCUUUGCCCUACAAUUCUUCUUCGUCGCCUUCCUGGCGGUUGGCCUCCCCUUCUCCGUCGAAUCCCCCUGGUACCUCGUCCGCACCGACCGAAUCGACGCCGCGCGCGACGCCCUCCAGCGCCUCUACGGCCCCAACACAGACAUCGAGACAAAGCUCACCGCGAUCCAAAUGACCAUCGCCCAAGAUCUCGCACUCAAGGAAUCCAAAUGGUCCGACGCCAUCCGCGGUCCCAACCGCCUCCGCACCGCCAUCUCCUGCGGUGUCUUUGUCUGCCAGCACCUGGUCGGCAUCAUCUUCGUCCUGGGUUUCUCGACAUAUUUCUUCCAGCUCGCGGGCUUACCAACUGAACGCUCCUUUGACCUCGGCGUGGGCGUGACGGCCUGCGGUGUCGUGGGGACAAUCAUCUCCUGGACGAUCGUCAACCGCCUAGGCCGCAGACUCAUCUUCAACUCUGGCAUGGCCAUCCUCAGCACGAUCAACCUCCUCAUCGGCAUCCUCGACGUCGUCCCCACCAGCGGCGCAAGCUGGACGCAGGCUGCACUCACCGUCGUCUGGGCGUUCUUCUACCAGGUCAGCAUCGGUGCCGUCGCAUUCGUCCUCCUCGGCGAGACCUCGUCGCCCUCUCUGCGUGCCAAGACGACGGCCAUGGCGACAGCGACGCAGUCUGUCUUUGGAAUCGUCAUGAACAUCGUCGUGCCCUACAUGGUGAACCCCGACGAGGGCGAUAUGAAGGGCAAGGUUGGAUUUGUGUUUGGUGGGCUUGGUGUGGUCGCGACGUUCCUUUGUUACUUGUAUAUUCCCGAUCUGAAGGACCGGACUUUUGAGGAGAUUGAUGUCAUGUUUGCGAAUCGCGUGCCGCCAAGGAAGAUGGGUAGUUAUGUGAUGGAAGAUUAG
Messenger RNA from Aspergillus calidoustus, 1563 nucleotides. NCBI's taxonomy places the organism in Eukaryota, Fungi, Ascomycota, Eurotiomycetes, Eurotiales, Aspergillaceae. The record is from the annotation of a GenBank genome assembly.